ACCCACCCCGCUGCUUCUCCCCUCUGGUACUAUAUGAGGAGGCAACUUCACGAUUCGUCAACAAGAUACAUUCGACAUUGGUAGUGGUCCUGUUGAUCUCUCCAGGCAUUUUCGCUCCGACCGACUGGAAUCUGCUACUGUCUGAGGAAGAGAUCUGUGUACCUGAGCGCACUCCGCCGUGGGAAUUAUUAUUAUUUUCUAAUUUAACGGAGAAGCCAGACAUCAUCAUGCCUCGGUCAUUCCUUGUCAAGAAGUAUUAUUCCAACAAGAAGCCAUACUACAGGGAGAACCAACUGGAGAGCCAAAGUGCUUUUGUCCCAGAAAGCUUUCCACGGGCCGAGCUUCCAACUUCCAACAACAGCUCUGCCCUGACCUGCUACCCCACCAGUCCAUUCUUCAAUAGCGCCGACACCCUGCCCGCACCUCUUUCCCCGAUCACCCCAGUGUCUCUGUCCCCUUCACCACUGGGCCCUCUGGACCUCAGCAGUUCUCCCUCCAGCAGCAGCGGCAGUGAGGAAGAAGAGGACGGUGGUCGUACUUCAGAUCCUCCCAGCCCAGACAUCAUCCAGCAUAUCUACCACUGUCUGCACUGCAGUAACAGUUACACCAGCCUCUCAGCACUGUCCCACCACCAGCUCUCACACUGUGCUCCACUGCAGCAGACACCUUCUCUUCCCGUUGAAGUCCCUGUACGCCCGGCCUUCCACUGCAAACACUGUCCCAAGGAGUACACCAGCCUGGGAGCCCUAAAGAUGCACAUUCGCUCACAUACUCUACCCUGUGUAUGUCCAACCUGCGGCAAGGCCUUCUCCAGACCGUGGCUGCUCAGAGGACACAUCCGCACACACACAGGAGAGCGCCCCUUUGCAUGUCAACACUGUAACCGGGCCUUUGCUGAUCGCUCCAACCUGCGGGCCCACCUGCAGACCCACUCAGAAGUGAAGAAGUACCAGUGUGGCUCAUGUGCACGGACCUUCAGCCGCAUGUCCCUGCUGCACAAACACAAUGCCUCUGGCUGCUGCCCUGCUUCAUAGACGCACAUUCCCUGAACUGCUCUCAUGAGCCAAUUAAAGCUGCUUGCUGGUUGGGUUCCCCCCCCUCUGAUUAGAGCCAAUAUACCCAGAGGACACUGGACAGAUUUGUGCCAGCUCACCGCUAAGCCAUGAUGGGACAGAAAACUGCUUUUAUGAAACAACUUCUUAAGUGCCUUAAAUUUUUCAGGACUUAUGUAGAUUUUUCAGGUCCUAUUGGUAUCUGCAGCACAUUUUUGCUGCGUCUUGUCAACUGUGUGCAUGUGUGUGUGAUUCGAGGGCAGCUGGACAUGCAGUUAAUUCCCAGGAAACUCCAUCGGUGCCGGCCGGUCCGGGACUCUGGCCAUGUUGCAGCUGCUUGGGUGUGUUUGUGUCUGUAUGUGGGGAUGUCAUUCCUCACCAUACUAUACAUACAUGGCAUGUGUGUGUAUUCAUAUGAGCAAGUGUGUGUUGAGACAGCUGCCUGUGUAUGGUGUACUGUGGAGGCAGGGCGCUGAGAGACGCGUUAGCUGUGACCUCAACGACAGGUGACCCUCCACUCGCCCCUUCUCAUGCCACUCUCAUUGUGUGUCAUGGGACAUUAAAGGACCACUUAAACUUGACCAAAAAAAA
Larimichthys crocea (large yellow croaker) is the source of this 1643-nucleotide messenger RNA. RefSeq names its product snail family zinc finger 1b (gene snai1b). The coding region runs from base 228 to 1034 and encodes 268 amino acids. Lineage: Eukaryota; Metazoa; Chordata; Actinopteri; Sciaenidae. The transcript has 3 exons. Gene Ontology annotation, molecular function: DNA-binding transcription factor activity, RNA polymerase II-specific; RNA polymerase II cis-regulatory region sequence-specific DNA binding. The record is from RefSeq and is a predicted model, not a curated record. Gene Ontology annotation, biological process: regulation of DNA-templated transcription.